Daphnia carinata is the source of this 2001-nucleotide messenger RNA. RefSeq names its product lipase maturation factor 2-like. The record is from RefSeq and is a predicted model, not a curated record. Gene Ontology annotation, biological process: protein maturation. Lineage: Eukaryota; Metazoa; Arthropoda; Branchiopoda; Diplostraca; Daphniidae. The coding region runs from base 101 to 1984 and encodes 627 amino acids. Gene Ontology annotation, cellular component: endoplasmic reticulum membrane. The transcript is spliced from 11 exons.
UCCCAAGUGUCAUAACAGUUGCAACGUUGAAAUUUGGCUCGUAACUGCUGCUUAUAACGAUGGGGUCGGAAAUGUAUUACACGAGAAAUGUUUAUUUAAGAUGUAUGGCAGCUAUAUAUCUUUCUGCGUUCAGCUCAUUCUAUGUGCAAAUACGAGGUUGUUCAAAUGGUUAUACGGGCCCAAUGGUAUCCUUCCAUCACAUGCCAAUUUAGGUAUUCAGGACGAAAGGCAUGUCUUUGAUAAAUUUUGGGAGAAUCCAACACUGCUACAUCUAGCUCCAAUGUUUGGUUUAACUGUUUCCUAUUGCAUGGAACUGUUUGCUCUGACUGGAAUCCUAUUAUCAUUUCUUGGGCUAGUUUAUCAAAAGAUCUGCAAUCUGUUCGUAUUUUUUACACUAUGGCUCUUAUACCUCUCACUGUACAAAGUGGGCCAAACAUUUCUCCAUUUCCAGUGGGAUAUCAUGUUACUAGAAAGUGGAUUCAUAACUAUUGUUGUGGCUCCAAUCAUUUACUCAAAGAAAAGAAGAACCACACCAAGAGACCGGUUGUGCUUUUGGCUUGUGAAAUGGUUACUUUUUCGUCUCAUGUUUGCGUCUGGAGUUGUAAAACUUACCAGUAAAUGUCCAACAUGGUGGAACUUGUCAGCCUUGACAGUUCAUUAUGAAUCUCAAUGCAUUCCAAAUCCAUUAUCAUGGUAUUUUCACCAGUCUCCAGUUUGGUUCCAUAAACUCUCAGUGGUGGCAACGUACGUGAUUGAAAUUGCGCUGCCUUUUUUGUUUUUUGCACCGUUUCGGAAAUUGCGACUUUUUUCGUGCUAUGGACAGAUACUGCUUCAGGUCAUGAUAAUCGCCAGUGGAAAUUAUAAUUUCUUCAAUCUUGUUACCAUAACGUUAUGUUUUUCGCUGAUGGACGAUCGUCAUCUUUUUGGAGUACAAAACAACAAGAAGGCGCAAGCAAUGGAAAAUAUAGUCACCGGAAUUACUCUUGGAUUACUGAUUUAUUUUACGGUUCUUUGGUUUGGGAUUGACUUAGGAAAGGAAGUCCCAAUCCAUUCUGAGAUACGAUUUUCUGCAAAAGAGUUUGAAGCGGCCCUUAAAUUAGCAGUACCAGCAUCAAUUGCCAUUGGUGCUACAUCUUUCUUCUUUGUUGCUUGCACGUCGCUAUAUGAUCUGGUUUUCAGAUCACGAUCAUCCUUGUUUGAAUAUAUUCUGAAUGUUAUUCAGUAUGUCGCGUGUUUCACCGUGGCAGUUUUCCUGUUUGGGAUCAGCUUGGUUCCGUAUUCGACGCUUAAUCCUGCGACGCGUACAUCACUGCCCGCUUUCCUUAAUCGUUGGCAUGGACAGUUUGAUCAGUUUCAUUUAACUAGUUCCUACGGUCUCUUUCGAUCCAUGACUGGUGUAGGUGGUCGACCAGAGGUAAUAUUAGAAGGAGCAACUGAACUGCAGGGGCCAUAUAACGAAAUUUCAUUUAAAUAUAAACCUGGGCAAAUUGAAAGACCAUGCUCGUUCAUCGUACCUCAUCAACCUCGACUAGAUUGGCAAAUGUGGUUUGCUGCAUUGGGAACCUACCAUCACAAUCCCUGGUUGGUAUCAUUGGCAUACCGAAUUUUGACCAACGAAUCGGAUGUCAUUAAUCUACUCGAUUCCAAUAUAUACAACGAGUUUGAAGAGGAUUGGCCUCCAAAGUAUAUCAAAGGGAGCUUAUACACCUAUAGAUACACCUCUUCCUCAGACCACAGUGACACAGGCAAUUGGUGGAAACGAACCAGGGUUUCUGACUAUCUUCCUAUUUUCUCAUCUGAUCAUGAACCAUUGAUUAAAUACCUGGAAAACCAAAGAAUACUUGGCCAACCUGAUAUUACAUUGACAAAUACUUUAUUGGCAUCAUUCCUCGACAAAGUUUGGGUUAUUUGUAAUGCUACAGAACCUCAUAUCUUCAUUUGGGCAUUGUUGGUUUCAUCUUUUGUCGUUACUCGCUUAUCAUAAAAACAGAUAGUCCGCUA